AUGCAAGCAGAUCGCCGAAGACUCAAUCCACCCGCCGGAGGGACAUCCGCACCCAUCUACAUCCUGCCAUCCGACCACCCUCUCACACCUCCAACACGCUCGCGACCGCCCACCGACCACCGCAAAAUCUUUCUUCAAACCGGCAUCGUACCCUCAGCAAGCGGAAGCGCCUAUUACGAAAUCCCACCAGAGACCACAACAUCACCAAGCCUCUUGAUCCCAAGUAGAUCCGCGCUCAAAAUCACCUGCACAGUCCACGGCCCGCGGCCACUCCCUCGCAACGCGGCCUUCUCCCCGAAUCUCCUGCUCAGCACACACAUCAAAUUCGCCUCCUUCGCGUCCCGGAAACGGAGAGCUCAUGUGAGGGAUCCCAGCGAAAGGGAUUUGGGCGUGCAUUUGGAGACAGCGUUGAGAGGCGUGGUCAUUGGAGAGCGCUGGCCGAAGAGCGGUUGCGAGGUCGUCGUGACGGUGUUGGAGGGCGAGGAGGAUUCUUUCUGGGGGGAUGAUGGGAGCUCUAAUGGUGGAGGAGGUGGUGGGUGGGGCAUGAUGAAUGUUCUUGCGGGGUGUAUCACCGUUGCGGGUGCGGCACUGGUCGAUGCGGGGAUCGAUUGUGUGGAUUUGAUCUCGGGUGGUGUUGCGGCGGUUGUCAGUCCCGAUGACGAGAAGAAGGAUGGUCGGAAAGACAGUCUCAUCGUCCUCGAUCCCUCGCCCUCAGAACACCGCCAGAUCCGCGCGGCGUGUGUCGUCGCCUAUCUCCAAUCCCGCGACGAAAUCACGGAGAUGUGGAUGAAAGGCGAUGUUGGCGGACACGUCGAGGUUGAGGCGCUCGUGGAUCAGGCGGUCAAGGCGGCGACUUUGACGAGGACGGUACUUAUCGAGGCGGUGAGGGAGGCGACGGAGGCGAAAAUUGCUGGGUCAGAGGUCUUGAGCAAGCAAGUGGGAAACGCUGCAGCGAAGGAAUCGUCGUUACCGAAGGCGGAUAUUAUCAUGAAGGGAUGAGGAUAUCUAAUGGAUUUGGAAUCUCAGAAGGUGUGUACAGAGGAUUCAUGAUGUGACGAGAGUAUGUGGAGCAGAGCCUGGGUGCAUGUGGUGUGCUUUUCUUGAAAAGGCAACAUUCUGGCCGG
Messenger RNA from Dissoconium aciculare CBS 342.82, 1124 nucleotides. RefSeq lists its product as uncharacterized. The record is from RefSeq and is a predicted model, not a curated record. Gene Ontology annotation, biological process: U4 snRNA 3'-end processing; poly(A)-dependent snoRNA 3'-end processing; rRNA catabolic process. Lineage: Eukaryota; Fungi; Ascomycota; Dothideomycetes; Mycosphaerellales; Dissoconiaceae. Bases 1 to 999 code for a protein of 332 amino acids. Gene Ontology annotation, cellular component: cytoplasmic exosome (RNase complex); nuclear exosome (RNase complex); nucleolus. The transcript has a single exon.